AUGAACUCAGCCCGACUUUCCCUCCGGCAUCUGGCCCAAGCGGCCCCAGCCCUCCGACCUGCCGGCGCUUUCCACAUUCCAACAAAUCAAUUACAGUGUCGUCUACAGUCCACUUCUUCCAAAGCGAUACCCAGAUUCGCUCAAACGUCACUAUGGACAUCGAUGAUUCCCAAGUUCAUCCGGAACCGCGGCGCUAAAGAAACCAAGCCGUAUAAGCCGAAAUCCAAAGAAUGGAACCCCGCAAGCUUCUACAUCAUCAUCUUCAUCUUGAUCGGAUCCCAGGCCAUCCGGAUGAUCGCAUUGAAGAACGACUAUGCGGCGUACACACGGUCAACAGAUGCGAAGAUUAGGCUUCUUCGGGAGGUCAUAGAGAGGGUGAAUAAUGGGGAGAAGGUUGAUGUGGAGAAACUGUUGGGCACUGGAGAUGAGGCGAAGGAACGAGAAUGGGAGGAAGGUCAGUGCUUGCGUGCUCUUGAUUUACCGUUCUACCAUACUUGGAACCCUGCUUUUACUAACUCAGGGCUCUUCUCUGAUAUAGUACUACGCGAGAUCGAAGCAGAAGAUUCAUUGUGGCAUCGCAAGGCGGCCGCGUCGGAAGCUCAGCAAGAGCAGGUCGAGGAGCCAAAACAAUCGAUUAUGAAGUCAAUCAUUAAAGAUCCUGCUGUACCUGCAGAGGGACCUCAGGAUAAAGGUUUACCUGCGGAUAGCCCGUCAAAGAAGAAGCUCAACUUCUUUUAAACAAGCGUGCGUCUAUUGAUGGUCAGCAUCGCCGCACGGACUUACACCCGAGGCUACUAUCGAGAUGCGUUUCUCGAAUGAUGAGAACGAACCGUGCUUAUACGCCGGACAAAGUUCCAUAGGUGGUUGCUGUCGGGGGUGCAGAAACUGCUCGGGAUAUGGUUCUCAAUCAUUCCCCAAUCCGGAAGUAGCGAAGAGGAGAUGACGAUAUCUGACAGGCCAUGCAUAGUCC
Molecule: messenger RNA, 970 nt
Organism: Aspergillus neoniger CBS 115656
Lineage: Eukaryota; Fungi; Ascomycota; Eurotiomycetes; Eurotiales; Aspergillaceae
Product: DUF5321 domain-containing protein
Exons: 1
Coding region: 1-738 (245 amino acids)
Source: RefSeq, a predicted model, not a curated record